AAGUGUGCAAGCUCCAUUCUUGGCUAAUCUGUCUAGCAUUAUAGCCAUGCGAUAUUUGCUCUUUAUUGGAUUUUUCCUGUUUGCUCUUUUGACCCUGUCUGUGGGUCAGGAGUUUUGCCAUUGUAAUCUUAUACUUCAACCAUUGUGCGCAUCGGACUCCAAGACCUACAACAACUACUGUGAAUUCAAAUGUGAAGUUAGAAGUGGAAACCCCAUAAAAGUGGUAACAUGGAAAAAGUGCCAGUAAUAUGUAUAUCCACCUGGUUAUAGCCGACCAAAAGUUAUAUGAUGUAAUGUGAAUAAUAAAUGCAAAAUGUCUUUUGGAUUGUGAAGCUAAAAACGGACUCUACAUUACUGUGAAUAAUUGGGGAAAGUGCGGGGAAACUAAAG
Messenger RNA from Drosophila mauritiana, 390 nucleotides. RefSeq lists its product as uncharacterized. NCBI's taxonomy places the organism in Eukaryota, Metazoa, Arthropoda, Insecta, Diptera, Drosophilidae. The transcript has a single exon. Gene Ontology annotation, molecular function: protein binding. The record is from RefSeq and is a predicted model, not a curated record. The coding region runs from base 47 to 247 and encodes 66 amino acids.